Molecule: messenger RNA, 1457 nt
Organism: Camelina sativa (false flax)
Lineage: Eukaryota; Viridiplantae; Streptophyta; Magnoliopsida; Brassicales; Brassicaceae
Source: RefSeq, a predicted model, not a curated record
UCCUUUUUUUUUAUUUUAUUUUACCACCAAUAAAAUUUAAAUCACACGAGUUCAUCACAAUUGCGUCUGAACCAUUCUCGCAGAGCUCAUGGGUUGUCUCUUCAAGUGCUGCUUCCGUGCUACUACCAAAGAUGACGAAUCAACUAGUGCUAAUGACUCUGUUUCUCAAGUUCAAUCCAAACAAGUAAGAGGUCAUCAUGAAUUAUCGAAGAAUCGUUUGUCAGCUUUGUUUUUAUCUGAAGCUUCUUCUUCUUCUUCUUCUUCUUCGCCUUUUCAUAACAGAGAGGGCUCUAGUUUGGUUUCUAUGCAUAUUCACAAGGAUGAGGCACAAGUUCUUAAAGCUUGCAGCAUAACACCAGUGACACCGGUUGAGAUUAAAGCACCCAAAAAACUUGAAACCCCUCAACUUGGAGAACAUUUUGGAUCUACCCCUUCCUGGGUUUCCAUUAACUAUGAUGCAAUGUUUCACUUGGAUGAGAUAAAGAAUGAGCCCUUUGAAAGAUCAUUAGAUACUUCAGAGAAAACUCCUAGCAGUUGCUUGACCGAUGCCCGUAGCAAUGCAAGGAUCUCUUCUGCAUCUAGCGACGCUAGUGAAAAAAGCAUUGGUACUGCGUUCAGGGACGAGGUGGACAUAACCAGCAAUGUGCCACUCAAAGCUGGAAAAGUUAAGAGUAAGACAAAGUCAGCGCGGUCUGAAUGUGAGUUUGAUCAAUCUUACUCUUCUAGUUCUUCCAAGAACAGCACUUCAAGGAAACCUGAGAUGGCUGCAAAAACUAAUAUCCCAGCAACAUCGCCUAAUCCGACCGCAUUGAAGCUAUCUGAUGAGAUCCAAACCCCUAGAACCAUCUUUCCUGAUAAUAUAGGAUCAGCAGUAAGGGGGAGGCAAAGAUUCCAAGACAAGACAGAAAAUGAAUCUCCCACAUCAACGAUUUGCGAGGGAAAGUUGGAAGAGAGUACAGAUGAAAAAUACCCCAUAGUCGAAACUAGUUGGGUGAAGCAGGGUAGUGACAAAAACAUGGAGGCUUUAUCCAUAACUCAUGGGGACAGACCAAUCAUUGGAAUGGUUGCAGCUCACUGGAAUGAGAAAGAACAAUCUCUAAUCUCACCCAAAUGGUGGGAUGGUAAUGGGAUACCAAACUCUACAAACAAGUACAAAGAGGACCAGAAAGUGAGUUGGCACGCAACAUCUUUUGAAGAGAGAUUGGAGAAGGCUCUUUCAGAAGAAGGUGGUCGUGGUUUCAUCCCUAGAAAACUUGGAAUAGUGGAAGAGACUGAAAGGGACACAGCCAUAAUACAUCUACGAAAUUCAGCUCAGUCCAUGUCAGUUGUUUCCUUUUGAAUACCGUGUGUGAAUCUAUGGAGAUCCUGAAAUGGAGCAACGGUGAGGUCCCAUCAAGUCCUUUAGCCAAGUAAUGUCUCGCCAUCUCGGACGUGGUUGUGUCUCUAUACUUGGGAGG